This is a messenger RNA of Trifolium pratense (red clover), 642 nucleotides long. RefSeq names its product ras-related protein RABB1c-like. Bases 1 to 642 code for a protein of 213 amino acids. Gene Ontology annotation, cellular component: Golgi apparatus. The transcript has a single exon. The record is from RefSeq and is a predicted model, not a curated record. Gene Ontology annotation, molecular function: GTPase activity; GTP binding. NCBI's taxonomy places the organism in Eukaryota, Viridiplantae, Streptophyta, Magnoliopsida, Fabales, Fabaceae.
AUGUCAUACGCAUACCUCUUCAAAUACAUAAUAAUAGGCGACAGCGGAGUCGGAAAAUCAUGUCUCUUAUUUCAAUUCACAGACAACCGCUUUCAACCUGUCCACGACAUAACAAUAGGUGUCGAAUACGGUGUCAGAACAAUCACCGUCGAUAAUACACCAAUCAAGUUACGAAUAUGGGACACCGCGGGUCAAGAAUUAUUCAGAUCAAUAAUAAGAUCAUAUUAUAGAGGAGCAGCAUGUGCAUUGCUAGUUUAUGAUAUAACAAGGAGAGAAACAUUUAAUCACUUGGCUUCUUGGUUAGAAGAUGCAAGACAACAGGCAAAUUCAAAUAUGGUCAUUAUGUUAAUCGGAAACAAGUCUGAUCUUGCUAAGAAACGCCAAGUAAGUACCGAAGAAGGAGAGAGGUUCGCGAAGGAGAACGGUUUGAUCUUUAUGGAAGUUUCGGCGAAAAGUGGUGAGAAAGUUGAAGAGGCGUUUGUAAAAAGUGCUAGAAGUAUAUAUAAAAAGAUUGAAGAUGGAGAUUUUAAUGUGUUGGAUGAAACUCAUGGAAUACAAAUUGGAUAUGGUCGAUCAUAUGUUGGUAAAAAUCAAAAGCUUCCAACUCCUACUUUGGGUGGAAGAAGAAGCUGCUGCACUUGA